AAACGUAGUAGUUAAUAGUUAUCUACUCUGUGGGAUAUCGUGAGAAAAGUGACUUUUCAAACACAAGUCAAAAAUCACAAUAGAAAUGUAAAGUAUUUCUUAAAUUCAAUACAUUUUACUAGUAUGCUUAUUAAUUAAUUAUUAUAUUUGACUUAAUUGUAUAUUUCAUAUCAUUUAUAACAAUGGCUAAAAGAAAAGCAGGCGUUAAUGAUAUCGUUUUUGAAUUAGAUAAUGAUGACAUUGAAAUAAGUAGUGACGAUGAUGCUAAAGAACCGAAAAAGGGUCGACUUGGAACUGAAAACGUUAAGAAAUCGUGCGAAAAUAAAAGUACAAGUGACCGUGAAUGUGUUGAAGUUAUUAGUAUUGAUAGUUCUGAAGAAAUUUUUGCAGAAGUAGAACCACAAAGCAAAGUUAAUAAUGGAGGGAAAAUACCUUCCGAAAAAACAUUAAUAAAAACCAACUUUAACGUAAAAAGUGACACAAAUAACAUACAUAUUAAACAAUCAAAAAUAGCUAAUUGUCGAAACCCCAGGAAAGAUUGCUUAAAUACGAUAAUAUUUGACAAUGAUAUAGUUGUUGAUUCACCUGCUUCUAACAGCGAUUUGGGUGUUGUCGGUUGUGAAAAUAGGACACCGUUAAUAUCAGUGCGUUUUAAAGACAAAAAAUUAGCUCAUGUAUAUAAAAAAAAGGUAAAAGGCUUUCUAAUUAACCUUUUAAAAUCAAGGAGUGAUGAAAAAAUUAAUGAUAUACAUGAAUCUGAUAAUGAACUUGAUAUUUGGUCAGAGGACUUGGUAGAUGAGGACUGUAAUAAAGAGGAAAUAUCGAAUCCAAUAGAUGAUGGUUUGUUCUUUGUGGACACAGAACCUUAUGAUGAUAAGCACAUAGAAAUACCCAAAUAUAGUCAGAAUUCAGCAGUCAUAUCAAACAAAGUUGAAGAAGAAAGUCCUCCGGUGUCAUUAAGGAGGCGACAAAUAUGUUUCAAUUGUGAUGGUGAACACCAGCUCAGAGAAUGCCCCUUACCCAGAGAUAACCAGAGAAUAGCUGAGAACAGGAAAGCUUUGCCUGCUAAAGUGGGACGUUACCAUGUGGAAGACGACCAAAAGUAUGGACACUUAGUUCCUGGUAGGAUAUCAUCUACACUGAGGAAUGCAUUGGGACUGAAGAGAUAUGAACUGCCGUUACAUAUCUAUCGCAUGAGGUUAUUGGGUUACCCACCUGGUUGGUUAGAAGAGGCUCGUAUAUCACAUUCUGGGAUCACAAUGUUUGACUCCACUGGUACUGCAAUCUUGGAUCCUGAAGAAGAGGAAGGUGAAGUUUGCGAACCAGGUUCUAAAGACAAAUUUGAUAUAAAGAAGAUACUAGACUUUCCCGGUUUCAAUAUUUCCGCCAGUUCACAGUAUGUGGAGGAAGGACAUCUGUUCGGUCUGCCGCCGAUGUCGGAACAGGACAGUAAGAUGAUGAUGCUGCAAACAUUAGCUCCUAAUGCCGUGAAGGCAUACAAGCGCAAGAAAUUGCUUUUGUUCCCCACAUCUAAUAAUACCUCCUUGCAAGGACAGGCUGAAAUGGAAUUGGACAGUGACGAUGAGGUGGUAUUUCCCUUAAUUCCUCCUUUACCUGAUGAAGAACCUCCAUCAGUAGAGCCUCCACCACCUCCACCACCAUUGCCACCUCCAGAAGACAAAGUUGAAUCUGUUUCACCUAACAAGCCAUCCAAUAACAAAACAUCAAAUAGUGACAGAAGUUCAUCUAUUGCUAAGAAAGAACAUUCAAGCAAUGAAAAGAUAGAUUUAGAGACGUCCAGCGACGUGGAAGUUAUAGAAGUGCUUCAAGUAAAUGAUAUACCGGUGCCAGAAGAUGAUUUGAUCACCAUUGAUGAAGAUUUUGAUUCUACGUCGCCAACAAGCAGCGGUCGACAAAGUCCAACCCUUGAUGAUUUAGAGAAAAAGAAAAGACUACUUUUGAAUGCACUCAAAUCUGAUAUUGUACCAGUCGUCGAAGCAACUAUUGACCUCUCAGAAUCAAUUGAAACGGAGGAAAGUGUAAGUGAAGCUGAUAGCGCUAGUGUUAUAGAAAUCGAAGAAUCGAAGGGAUCAGUAGAAAAGGAACAACUAAAUGAUGCGAAAAAAGAAGUUGAUAGAGAUGACGAAUCUAGAAAACAAAGAUCAUCAGUAGAUGUAACUGAGAGUUUAAUUGAAACUAAUGAGGUUGCAAUUUCUCCAGCACGAAAAACAGACCCAAAUGUUGAAAUAAUUAAACAAAAUGUUGACAAAGACGAAAGUGUUACUAAAGAACAUAAUAUUAACAAUGACAAUACUAUAAACGAGCAACACACUUCAAAAUCUAUAGAAGUUCCCAAAUCGUCUAAAUCUGAUACCGGUGAGACGGAAAUUAUAGAGCAAUGCAACGAAACAAAAGAUAAUGAAGUGACUCCUGUAAAUGACUCAGAUAAGAGUGUAAAGACACCAAACUCAAAGGCAGGUCAAGUCAAAACCACACAAUAUGGUACACCAGUUAUAAAUGUCGCUUCGACAUACAUGAAAUUGCCUAGUGAAGAUAAGUUUUCUAAAGAUAUUUGUGAUGUUAUUAAUUUUGAAAAUCUUCCAAACUCAACUGGUAAGUUCAAGCAAAUCAGUACUUUGCUUAAGAAAGUUAAAUCUGUAGUGGAUAUGAUACAGGAUUCAUGAUUAUAAAAGACCACCUUACUGCGAGGUGGUGCAUUGAGAAUUAAUAAUAAUGUGGAGGACUUUAAUAGAACUAUAAUAAAAAACCUUAUUUCGUUGUAUAUAAAACAAAAACUCUACAAUAAAAUUAUAGUUUAACAUUCAG
Messenger RNA from Vanessa tameamea, 2826 nucleotides. Its product is annotated as zinc finger CCHC domain-containing protein 8. NCBI's taxonomy places the organism in Eukaryota, Metazoa, Arthropoda, Insecta, Lepidoptera, Nymphalidae. The coding region runs from base 183 to 2684 and encodes 833 amino acids. The record is from RefSeq and is a predicted model, not a curated record. Gene Ontology annotation, cellular component: catalytic step 2 spliceosome. Gene Ontology annotation, molecular function: RNA binding. The transcript has 7 exons.